GCGGCGGCGGCUAUGGCCACGGCCGGAGCGCUGGCGGGUCUGGUCGCGGGCUUGCAGGGCCCGCGGGUCGUCCCCAGCCCGGAUUCGGACUCAGACACAGACUCGGAGGACCCAAGUACCCGGCGCAGCGCAGGCGGGCUACUCCGCUCGCAGGUCAUCCACAGCGGUCACUUCAUGGUGUCAUCGCCGCACAGCGACUCGCUGACCCGGCGGCGCGACCCGGAGGGGCCCCUGGGGCUCGCCGACUUCGGGCCGCGCAGCAUCGACCCCACACUCACCCGCCUCUUCGAGUGCAUGAGCCUGGCCUACAGUGGCAAGCUGGUUUCUCCCAAGUGGAAGAAUUUCAAAGGCCUCAAGCUGCUGUGCCGGGACAAGAUCCGCCUCAACAACGCCAUCUGGAGGGCCUGGUAUAUCCAGUAUGUGGAGCGGAGGAAGAGCCCCGUGUGUGGCUUCGUGACCCCCCUGCAGGGGCCUGAGGCUGAUGAGCACCGGAAACCGGAGGCCGUCGUCUUGGAGGGGAAUUAUUGGAAGCGGCGCAUCGAGGUGGUGAUGCGCGAGUACCAUAAGUGGCGCAUCUACUACAAGAAGCGGCUCCGUAAGUCCAGCAGGGAAGGGGAUCUCCUGACCCCAAAGCAGGUGGAAGGGGGGUGGCAGCCACCGGAGCGAUGGUGCGAGCAGCUUUUCACCAGCGUGGUGCCCGUCCUGCUGGCGGGCCCAGAGGAGGAGACCGGUGGGCGGCAGCUUCUGGCUCUCGAUUGCUUUCUGUCCGACAUCUCCGACACGCUCUUCACCAUGACUCAGCCCGGCCCUACACCCCUGCAACUGCCCCCCGAGGAUGCCUAUGUCGGCAACGCUGACAUGAUCCAGCCGGACCUGACGCCUCUGCAGCCCAGCCUGGAUGACUUCAUGGAGAUCUCAGAUUUCUUCACCAAUUACCGCCCCCCACAGACGCCUACACCUUCAAGCUUCCUGGAGCCCCCCAGCUUCGGCCCCAUGGCUGACCCUGUCCUCAGCAGUGGGAUCCUGGGCUCGGAGGUGCCCUCUGCCUGCUCGGGCAUGACCCACCUCUCGGGACAUAACCGCCUGCAGGCUUGGAGCAGCUGCCCUGGCCCUCUGGACUCCAGUGCCUUCCUGAGCUCUGAUUUCCUCCUUCCUGAAGACCCCAAGCCCAAGCUCCCACCCACUCCCGCAGGCCCACCCCUCCUCCAAUACCCCAGCUCUGCCAAGGGGCUUGGCCUGGAACCCUGUGCCCCACCCCCUUUCCCUCCCGUGGCUCCGCUGCCUGCUAUGCUGCAGGAAGAGCCUCUCUUCUCUCCCAGAUUCUCUUUCCCUCCUGUCCCUCCUGCCCCGGGAGUGUCCCCACCAUCUGCUCCCAUGGCCUUCGCACCCACCCCCCCGCUGGGUCCAGGCCCUGCCCCCGCCCCCUUCCCCAUAGACCUUCUACCCUCGGGGUAUUCGGAGCCCCUGUUCGGGCCUCACUUCACCGUGCCCCAAGGCACUCGGCCCAGAGGCAAGCCCCCUACCCAGUCCCCCAGGGGGCGGAGGCCCAGCCCCCCCACCUUGGCCCCUGCCACUGCCGGGGGCAACAAUCCCUGCCUCGCACAGCUGCUCACAGCAGCCAAGCCUGAGCAAGCCCUGGAACCAGCGCAUGUGUCCAGCGCCCUCCUCCGGUCCCCAGGGUCCCCGCAGGAGAUAGUCCCCGAGUUCCCCUGCACCUUCUUUCCCCCGACCCCGGCCCCUACACCGCCCCGACCACCUCCGGGUCCAGCCACAUUGGCCCCUCCCAGGCCCCUGAUUGUCCCCAAAGCGGAGCGGCUCUCGCCCCCAGCACCCAGCGGUGGUGAGCGGCGGCUGUCCGGGGAGCUCAACUCCCUGCCGGGCCCGGGGACUCUGAGCGUGUGCAUCUCUUCCCCUCAACGUGUCCUAAGCCGGGGCCAUCCGGACAACAAGACCGAAACCCGGCGCAUCACACACAUCUCUGCGGAGCAGAAGCGGCGCUUCAACAUCAAGCUGGGGUUUGACACUCUGCACGGGUUGGUGAGCACGCUCAGCACCCAGCCCAACCUCAAGAUGAGCAAAGCCACCACGCUGCAGAAGACGGCCGAGUACAUCGCCAUGCUGCAGCAGGAGCGAGCCGCCAAGCAGGAGGAGGCCCAGCAGCUCCGGGACCAGAUCGAGGAGCUCAAUGCCGCCAUCAAGUGGGUGGGGGGGGCCCUGCAGGCGCUGGGCCAGGGGGCCUGCGGCCUGACUCCCCGCCCUGACCUGCCCCGUGCCCCCAGCCUGUGCCAGCAGCAGCUGCCUGCUACGGGAGUGCCCAUCACACACCAGCGGUUCGACCAAAUGCGAGACAUGUUCGAUGACUAUGUCCGGACCCGCACGCUGCAUAACUGGAAGUUCUGGGUAUUCAGCAUCCUCAUCCGGCCUCUGUUCGAGUCCUUCAAUGGGAUGGUGUCUACGGCAAGCCUGCAGAGCCUCCGCCAGACCUCACUGGCCUGGCUGGACCAGUACUGCUCCCUGCCUGCUCUCCGACCAACUGUUCUGAACUCCCUACGCCAGCUGAGUACAUCUACCAGUAUCCUGACGGACCCGGACUGUAUACCCGAGCAAGCCACACGGGCAGUCACAGAGGGCACCCUUGGCAAAUCUUUAUAGUGCUGGCCGGACCGUGCUGCUCACUCAGCUGCCCUGGAGCUGCUCUCCCUGGGCACUCCCCUCCUGCUCCGGGUCCCGGCUGUCAAGCACGGUUUCUUCUGAUCUCCUGGGAGCCAGGAAGAACUGAAUUCCAGUCCCUGCUCUACUAUAGCAACAAUGCUGUGACCUGGGGAGCUCAUCCUCCCUCUUUGGACCUCCAUUUUCCAGUCUGCAAAACGGGGACUGGGAAGCUUCAAGCAGAAGAGGAUCCCAAGGCCUUAGCAGCUGUGGCGCUUGGGGGCCUAAGCUGGCAACUCAGGGAGUUUGAAAGAGGGAAGGGGACGAUGCUUCCUUGUCACUCCCACCUGGUCCCCCCACAGGUCAGGCACAGGCCUCUGUUUCUAAGCCGGGAAGGAGAAAAGGAGGUUCCUUCUCUCUGCUCCUCCACUGGUAGCCUGGAGGGGCUGCAGGAUGGCAUCCCUGCGUGAGGCCAGGAAGGUCUGAUCCCAGGAGGGAGCAGGGCAGGGGGUGGCCAAGCCAGGGGAGGCACCUGGUAUGUGUGUGGAUGAGUGUGUGUGGAUUUUGUAAAGAAUUCUUGACCAAUAAAAACAGAAACUGUCA
This is a messenger RNA of Eubalaena glacialis (North Atlantic right whale), 3252 nucleotides long. RefSeq names its product MLX interacting protein like (gene MLXIPL). NCBI's taxonomy places the organism in Eukaryota, Metazoa, Chordata, Mammalia, Artiodactyla, Balaenidae. The record is from RefSeq and is a predicted model, not a curated record. Bases 13 to 2652 code for a protein of 879 amino acids. Gene Ontology annotation, biological process: regulation of transcription by RNA polymerase II. Gene Ontology annotation, cellular component: nucleus. The transcript has 16 exons. Gene Ontology annotation, molecular function: DNA-binding transcription factor activity, RNA polymerase II-specific; RNA polymerase II cis-regulatory region sequence-specific DNA binding; protein dimerization activity.